AUUGCGUGGCUCGUUCUAGAGUGAACACUAUAUUUGCGGAAACGGGUGCAUAUGCCAUUGAAAUUCUGCUUUUAAGACAUUACUGUGUUUACUACUGACAUGAAUUUCUCAUGAUGACAUAUUUGAUAUCAACUAGAUCCAAAAUGGGUAAUAUUAAAUUGAUUCAGUGUGUUUUUCUUCUUGUCUUACUGCUCCAAACUUUGGCCUUCUGCUCAGCAUUCUCUGCGCUGCAUCCUCUGAAUCGCAUCGCAGAACUUUGGGGGAAGGAAGCGGCUAGAGUUGGCCCCCGAACUCGACGUUCGGCCGCUAUAGACACAAAGUACUACCAUUCAUAUGACGACUUGACCCACCUUCUGAGACUGUAUUCUAAUGAGUAUCCCUCGAUUACAAACUUGUCGAGUAUUGGACAGAGUGUGCAAGGGAAAGAGUUAUGGGUUAUGCAAAUAACAGACAAGCCCGGGGUUGUCGAAAAUGAAGAGCCGAUGUUUAAAUAUGUUGGAAACAUGCAUGGAAACGAGGUCAUUGGACGGCAGAUUCUCAUCUAUCUCAUCGAGUACUUGCUCCUAAAUUAUGGAACGGAUGAGAGAGUGACAAGGCUUGUGGAUGAAACGAACAUCUACAUCAUGCCGACCAUGAACCCUGAUGGAUUUCACAUGGCUCAUGAAGGAGAAUGCAGCGGUACUAACGGACGAGAGAAUGCACAUGCAGUUGACCUGAAUCGUAACUUUCCGGAUCAGUUCCACACCAGCCCGGCUGAUAAAUGGAAGGGUCGUGAGAAGGAGACCAUGCUGAUGAUGAAAUGGAUUGAGAGCAACCCUUUUGUCUUGUCGUCCAACUUGCAUGGGGGAAGCUUGGUGGCAAGUUACCCCUUCGAUGACACCCGGAAUCAUAAUCCCCACCAGAUUGGGAGGUACAGCAAGUCUCCUGACGAUGCACUCUUUAAGAAGCUGGCUAGAGUGUAUUCCAACAAUCACCUGGUGAUGCAUUCCAAUCCUGGUUGUCCUGGUUACCCAUCUGAGAGUUUUGCUGGGGGCAUUACCAAUGGAGCACAGUGGUAUGAUGUCCCAGGUGGGAUGCAAGAUUUCAACUAUGUGAACAGUAACUGUUUUGAGAUCACAGUUGAGCUAUCCUGCUGCAAAUACCCACCAGUUGGUCAGCUCACACAGGAAUGGGAAAACAACAGACCUGCUCUCCUAGCCUACAUGGAAAUGGUUCACAUCGGUGUGAAAGGUUCUGUUUUGGAUAGCUUUGAUGGCUCUGGUAUUGAAGGAGCGAAGAUCUCUGUGCAGGGCAUCGACCACGAUGUCGUUUCUGUACAUUAUGGCAACUACUGGCGACUCCUACUCCCGGGCACAUAUCAUAUUACUGUCAAGGCCGACGGGUAUUUCAGUCUGUCCCGCGAUGUGGUGGUAACAGAGAAUGAAGUCACUAGGGUCAACUUCAGACUCAGAUCCAGGACGACUUUUAUUGAGCCUGUCCCAAUUGAGCACCACACCCAGGAGUCCAUGAUAGAGGCUCUCACGAACAUCGCUGAUCGCUACCCUAACAUCACACAUCUCUACUCAAUUGGCAACUCCGUCCAGGAUAGGCAGAUCAUGGCCAUCGAGAUAUCAGAUCGACCGGGUGUCCAUGAACCAGGUGAGCCGGGGAUGAAGUAUGUCGCGGGUAUCCAUGGCAACGAGGUAGUGGGCGGAGAGAUGCUGAUGCUGUUCAUCCAGUUCCUGUGCGAGAACUACGAGACGUCGGACCAGGUCAAGUGGCUCGUAGACAACACCAGGAUUCAUCUGGUCCCUAGCAUGAACCCUGAUGGCAAGGCCAUAGCCUUUGAAGGUGACAUAGAAAGCACCGUAGGUCGCAACAACUAUCGCGGCGUUGACCUCAACCGGAACUUCCCUGACCGCUUCGGUCGGAGUGAGGGCACCAUACAGCCCGAGACCAAGGCCAUCAUGGACUGGACAAAGAAUCAUCCGUUUGUGAUUUCUGCAGGUCUCCACGGUGGCUCUUUGGUGGCCAACUACCCCUAUGACAGUAACAGGCAGCAGGUGGAAGGCUACUCUGCGUCUCCGGAUGAUGCCAUGUUCAAGCAGCUGGCCUUGGCCUUUGCAAAUUCUCAUGGGGUGAUGUAUAAAGGCUUUCCUUGCCCUGUCAAGUAUCCUGAUGAGAAGUUUGAGGGCGGCAUCACCAACGGAGCCCUCUGGUACCUCGUUGACGGUGGAAUGCAAGAUUGGAACUAUGUGAACACCAAUGCCAUGGAGGUAACUGUCGAGAUGAGCUGUGUGAAGUUCCCACUCACUGCUGAACUACCUCAAUACUGGAAUGAUAAUAAAAUGUCUCUUAUCAGCUUUAUACAUGAAGCUCAUAGAGGAAUACAAGGGUUUGUAUUAGACAAGGCAGGGAAGGGUUUAAGCCACGCACACAUCAUUGUAGAAGGCAUAGAUCACAAUGUUAGCACAGCCAAAUUUGGUGACUUUUGGCGACCUUUGACCCCUGGCUUCUACAAUGUUACAGCACAUGCUGAAGGAUAUGCACUAGAAACCCAAGAGGUGAUUGUCUACCCUGGUCUAGCGUCCCAGGUCAACUUCACCUUGGCAACGGAAGGCUCUGAGGGGUCAAAUGAAGGUCAACUGGACAUACCGCUGGACGAGUGGGCAGUCCAGUAUGACUUCUCCAUCGCUCAGAACUUCAGCGGUUACCAGACCAACGAUAACCUGGCUAGAGUGCUGCUGGAGUACCAGGGGUCGUAUCCAGACAUCAUUGACCUUUCACCUUUGGGUCAAACAAGGUCAGGGACCAGCAUGUGGAUGUUGGAGAUGGGAACGAACAGGAAGGUGGAUAGUGUGAUUGACAUCCCGAGAGUGGCCCUGAUUGGUGGAUUGAGAGGGGAGGAGCCUGUGGGCAGAGAGUUGCUAUGGCGAUUCAUCCAUCAUUUAGGAGAAGGUUACCAUGCCAACGAUGAGAGGGUAGUGAGGCUUCUGAACACCACCCAUCUGACCAUUAUCCCAGCUGUAGACUAUGAUGGCUUUGGCUUGGCACACGAGGGAGACUGCACAGGCAGCAGAUAUGAAGGAGACCUUACUGCAAAUAGCUUUGGACCAGAUGGGGAACUGUUAUCUCAGAGACCAGAACUAGUUGCUCUCCAAAGCCUCUUCACAGACCACAAUUUCACUCUGGUUCUCUCCAUUGAAUCAAGCGGUAUGUGGGUCAGAUAUCCAUAUGACAACCCUACCGGCGAUCAUGGAACCACCACAGAGGACAACAACCUGUUCUUUGAGAUAGCUAAUGCAUAUGCAUCGGCCAAUUCCAUUCUCAGCGGAGGGGUGAAGUGCAAUAGCCAUAGCUACGGCGCAGGGGUGGUAAAUGGAGCAGAAUGGAAGAACAUUAGGAAUACACUCCAAGAUUAUCUCUAUACACAGAAAAGUGAAUUCAUGGUAACUGCUCAGAUAUCAUGUUGUAAGUACCCAGGCCAUGGAGAGCUUGAGAACCUGUGGAGAACCAACCUAGAAUCACUCACGGCAUUCACUGAGAAAUCACACCAAGGUAUAAUUGGUAAAAUCCAGACUGCGGAUGGUAGCCCCCUGACCUCCGCUGUCAUUCACCAUGGAGACCAUACUCACGUCCUGGCCCCCGAUGAGGACGGGAUGUUCCGACGUCUGCUGCCUGUGGGUGUCCAUGGUGUAACAGCAUCGGCUCCAGGUUACAUGCCUCUCACUAAAGAUGUCCAUGUCACUAUGAAUGAGGUUAGCGAGGUCGUGUUUUUAAUGGAGAAAGAACCAGGGAUGAGAUACCAUCAUUUUGAUGAGAUGAAGGAGAUGCUCAAUAACCUGACUGCACUAUAUCCACGUCUCACACACUUACAGAGUAUUGGUGAGAGUGUUGAAGGGAGACCUCUACUGGUCCUGGAGCUUGGCAACAAACCCGGCAACCAUCAGCCAGGGAGGCCGGAGGUCAAAUUCAUCGGCAGUAUCCACGGCAACGAGCCGGUGGGGAGAGAGCUUGUACUGUCCCUCGCUAACUAUCUGCUGAUGAACUAUGGCAAGGAUGAUGGAGUUACAAAGCUCCUGGAUACUACACAUAUCCACAUCCUACCCUCCAUGAACCCUGAUGGAUCAGAAAAGACCAAAAUGCUUCAAGGAACAUGCUUUGGUGACGAAGGGAAGACCAAUGCUAAUGGAAUCAACUUGGAAAAUGACUAUCAAAUGAAUGUCUUGAAUAUGUCAGCAGAUGUCCAACCAGAGACCAGAGCCAUUACUGAUUGGCUGAAGAGUCGACCUUUCACCCUUGGUGUUUCCCUCUUCGGCGGGACAGUGGUGGCUCGCUAUCCUUACAACUCACAAAAAGGGGGAGACAAGAUAGUUCAAACAUCAGAUGACAAACUCUUCCAGUAUCUAGCCAAGGCAUAUGCAAAUAAGCAUCCCACCAUGCACCUGGGUAACCCACAAUGUCCUGGAAAUGCAGAGGAGUCCUAUCAACAUGGGAUUGUGAAUGGUGCGGAGUGGAAUGCUCAGGAAAACAAUAUUCAGGAUUUCACCUAUGACUCCCUAGGUUGUUUAGACCUGUCAGUCCAUACAUGCUGCUGCCUAUACCCAAAGGCUUCUGAGCUCCAGGACCUUUGGAAGGCUCAUAGACCAGCCCUCCUAGAGACCAUUAUACAGGCACACCGUGGGAUCCAGGGUGUGGUCACCACAACUGCAGGCACGCCACUAGAGGGCGCCACAAUAUCCAUUAGCGGCCUCCAUCGGAACCACGUCCUCACAUCACAUCAGGGUGACUUCUGGCUCCUCCUGCCGGAUGGUCAGUACUCCAUCACGGUCAGUGCUGAGGGUCACUCCAGCGAGACCCUUCCAGCGGUGGUCAGCGGGAGGGAGGUGAUGGUCCUCAAGUUCACGCUACCUGAGGAGAGCACCAUCAUGGGUUUCCCGAUCUACCUCUUCCUAGGAAUGUUAGCACUGAGCUUUGCCCUCGUACUCCUCUCUGUGGUGUGUAUCGCAAGAUGUUGCCGCUCCAAGACCAAGCAAGGGAGGCGGACGAGAGGCUUCUACCAGCUCGAUCAAGGCAAGAUGUUCGCAGAAGAAUACCACGACGAGGUCGCUCUCAAAACAUUUAGAAAUGGAGAUAAAAAGUCGCUUCUCAAAAAUAUGGAAUUUCACGAUUUUUCAGCAACAGAUAGUGAAGAUGAUGAAACUUUCAAAAGGUGAUAGUUUCUGAUAUCUUUUUAUAUUCUCAUAGAGUACUCUUAUUUUACAGCCGAAUAAUGAUUUUUGACUGCAAGUUUGUAAAUUAUUGCAUAAAGAGAGGAUAUUUUUCUUUUGUAAUGCCUAUUGUUUUCUUUCAAGAAGAGCAGUUGAAUAUAGCUGGGAUUUAACGAAAUAUGUGAUUAUAUGAUCAUACGAAGAUGUUUCACGUUUGUGCUGGAACUAAUGGAAUCAUUUUUUGUUUUGAUAUGAUACAUCAGGGCCCUGUCUUCCAAAGAGAUGAUAUUAAUCGCAACUUAUUUGCGAUUGAUAUCAGUCACAAGUAUGUUCAUAAAAGAUUGGAGACUGACAACUUGCGAUUGAUUAGAGGACUUACGAUUGAUUUGGAUUAAUUGCAACUCUUUGUAAGACAGGGCCCUGGCAUGUACAUUUAAGCAAGCUGCUGAAUAUAGAGGUACUUCAAAAUCAUGAAAACUAUUUGUACUCAUGAAUUCCAGUCUUUUGUCAAGGUAUGGGCAAAGUAUGUAUACAUUGAUAAAGAAUUGUUAAUGCAAUGCCCUUUGAAUGCAAAAUAUGUCAGUAUUUGUUCAAAAUCAAGGAAUUCUAGUAUGGUUUUACCCAAGUUCUUUGGGGUUAAAAAGAUUUUUGAAACGAGUUGUGAAAAGCCGUCUAUCCAUUUAUGUGCUAGUGCUUUUUUCUGUUUUUAAAGGGUAAAAUGAUUUCUGAUUUGGACUGAUUCAAAUGAAUAUGCAAUAUGAUCACGCAAAAGCCUGAAAACUAGCAUUUCUGUGUUUAGGUUAUGUUCCUAUGAACUAUUA
Molecule: messenger RNA, 6010 nt
Organism: Strongylocentrotus purpuratus (purple sea urchin)
Lineage: Eukaryota; Metazoa; Echinodermata; Echinoidea; Camarodonta; Strongylocentrotidae
Gene: cpd
Product: carboxypeptidase D
Exons: 25
Coding region: 111-5195 (1694 amino acids)
Biological process (GO): proteolysis
Molecular function (GO): zinc ion binding; metallocarboxypeptidase activity
Source: RefSeq, a predicted model, not a curated record